GAUAUUGAGGAAAAAACACCCGAUACUACUAUUAUACAGUAGUAUUUUGUUUUUAUAAUUUUCCGGGUCUACCAAACCCAAGCCACCCGUUACACAGAUCGAGAAAAAUAACUAACCCAAUCGUGUACUCCACCUCAGUUGCCCCUCUCUCUCUCUCCCUCCUUCGAGCUUGGUCUCGAAUUUUGGAGCUUGAUCAAUAUGGCAGAAGGUGAAAAUGGAUCAACAACACUACCGGUGUCUCCCUAUGACGAGGCAAUGGAUGCUCUGUCCUCUCUGAUUACAAAGCGUACUCGUGCUGAUAAGAGCAAUAGCGGGGACCGCUAUGAUUUAAUGUUUGAUUAUCUGAAAAUUCUGGAACUGGAUGAGCCAAUUUCACAGAUGAAGGUCAUCCACGUAGCAGGCACUAAAGGAAAGGGAUCAACUUGCACUUUUACGGAAGCUAUAUUACGUAAUUGCGGGUUCCACACCGGGCUUUUUACAUCCCCUCAUCUCAUUGAUGUUCGAGAAAGAUUUCGAUUAGAUGGUGUGGACAUAUGCGAGGAGAAGUUUUUGGCAUAUUUCUGGUGGUGUUUUGAUAGACUGAAGGAAAGAACUGAUGAUGACAUAACACCAAUGCCUACUUAUUUUCGAUUUCUCGCCCUACUUGCAUUCAAGAUAUUUGCAGGAGAGCAGGUGGAUGUUGUCAUCUUGGAAGUUGGUUUAGGAGGAAAGUUUGAUGCAACAAAUGUGGUUCAGUCACCAAUCGUAUGUGGAAUAUCGUCCCUGGGGUAUGACCACAUGGAAAUCCUUGGGAACACAUUAGAAGCAAUUGCUGGAGAGAAGUCUGGUAUCUUAAAGAGAGGAGUUCCUGCCUUCACAGUUUUCCAGCCUGAUGAAGCUAUGCAUGUGCUUGAAGAAACAGCUUUAUCGUUAGAUGUACCUCUUAGAGUAGCAACUCCAUUGGAUCCAAAUCUACUGAACGGCCAAUAUCUUGGACUUCAUGGUGAUCACCAGUACGUAAAUGCUGGUUUAGCUAUAGCCUUGAGCUCUACUUGGCUUCAAAAGACUGGUCAUCUUAAUUUCAAUUAUCUGGAUGGAACUAGUUCUCUGCCUGAGCAAUUUAUUAAAGGGCUUACAACAGCUGCAUUGCAAGGUAGAGCCCAGAUAGUCCCUGAUCAGUUCAUUGAUACUGAGAGGCAAGAAGAUUUGGUGUUCUAUCUGGAUGGAGCCCAUAGUCCUGAAAGUAUGGAAGUAUGUGCAAAAUGGUUUUCUCUUGCCAUCGAACAAGAUAAUGAACAUCGUAAAAACUUGAGUACUCAGUUACCUGAUAACUCUAGCAUAUCAAGGAAAAACUCCUCACAGAUAUUGUUAUUUAAUUGUAUGUCGGUGAGGGACCCACAACUGCUCCUUCCACGAUUGAUAAACACCUGCGCUAGCCAUGGAGUUCACUUCAAGCAGGCGCUGUUUGUACCAAAUGUAUCAGUGUAUAACAAGGUUGGGACUAGUAAUGUAGCACCAAUUGAUUCCCAGGUUGAUUUGUCAUGGCAGUUGACUCUUCAAAGAUUAUAUGAAUAUAUCAUCCGCGGAGAAAAAGUUGCAGAAAUCACUGGUGAUGAAGUUAAAGAGGAAUCUGAAAGUCAUAUAAAGAGGUGUGAGAACAGCACUGUGUUUCCUUCCCUCCCUCUUGCUAUCAAAUGGUUGAGAGACAAUUCACAACGUAAUCAGUCUGUUCGCUAUCAGGUCCUUGUAACUGGUUCUUUACAUCUUAUUGGUGAUGUGUUGAAAUUAAUCAAGAAGUGAGCCAUGGAUUAAUCACAUCCCUAUAAUGACUCUGCUUACACCAGUCAUGACAUCAUGAUACCUGCUGACAUGUAUGGUUUUACUAUUGAGUUGCUUCUGAAAGUGGUUGAAAAUAACUGUUGCCGGGGUCUCAUAGAAGAAAAUCUUGAUGUGUGGCAUUAAUGUGCUUUCAAAGAUUUGUUGUUUUUUGCCCUAUGUUAAAUGUGCUAAAGUUACAUGUGCUAAUAUCUGCGAGGAUCUCAAGGAAAACAGAAGAUUUGUUUUAGUCUUCCAGGAAUUGGGGACAUUCAAGUAACUUACAGCAGAUUAUAAAAUCAGUUUAUAGAAAUGCAGUUAUUUAUCUGUGCAUGAAAUCACACAAUAUAUUUUGUAUUAUAUAAAUUUCAAGAGUGCUACAAAUAUAACACAAUGGUUAGCUAUAA
This is a messenger RNA of Daucus carota subsp. sativus, 2201 nucleotides long. RefSeq names its product folylpolyglutamate synthase. Gene Ontology annotation, molecular function: tetrahydrofolylpolyglutamate synthase activity; ATP binding. Gene Ontology annotation, cellular component: mitochondrion; cytosol; cytoplasm. The transcript is spliced from 17 exons. The coding region runs from base 199 to 1779 and encodes 526 amino acids. Lineage: Eukaryota; Viridiplantae; Streptophyta; Magnoliopsida; Apiales; Apiaceae. The record is from RefSeq and is a predicted model, not a curated record. Gene Ontology annotation, biological process: tetrahydrofolylpolyglutamate biosynthetic process.